AUGACACCAAAAUCCAAAAUACCCUGUCAAGCUUGCAAAGGGGCAGGCUUCCGAUGUGACAGAAAUGUAUUCGGGUGCCAGCAUUGUGGCGCGAAGAAGCUUAAGUGUGCAUACGAAAUUACUCUAACCUGGGGUGGCCGCCCAUAUAAGGAUAAAAGCAAGAGGGUCAAGAUUCCUGCAAACACAGAAUUGAGAGAUGGGGUGCUUGUCGCGAGUGGAAAGCGACUUACAACGAAAAAUAUACGUCAGAGAAACAAUAAGCCUUUAAUUUUUAUUGAGGGCUUGCCUCAGCAGACUAGACGUAACGUCAAGCAUUCCCACGGAAGCUCUACUGCUCAAAUUGAUUAUGCGCAAUGUCAACCUGGGCCCAACCCUCCUAGAAGCAUUUUUCCCAUUUCCGUACAUGUCAGGGAGGUACUAAAUCGAUCGCUGGAUCACUCUGAUUUCUUCGAAUUUUUCUUGCACGAAACCUCCGCCUAUUUUGUUGCAGUGAAUCGUAUCUGCAAUCCAUUUCGUACAAUUAUCCCGCAAAUGGCUAUGUCAGACCCUGUUUUGAUGAAAAUACUAAUGGCAUUUGGUGGCAGACACAGAGAGCGACUAGUAACAAUAAAGAAUAGACGUCAGGGUCAAGUUAUCCCUGACAGGUCCCCAUGGGAUGAUUUGGCUCAAAAACUACUAGAAGAAGGUAUGUCGGAACUCAUCAGGAAGCUACGGGCCCCUUUGACCGAAAUCGGCGACUCUAUUUUGGCCAGUGUGCUAGUCCUUGCGAGCUUCUGCAUCUUUUUCGGGAGUGGCCAGGGGAAUUGGGAUGAUCACAUUUAUGGGGCUGAGGGAAUCAUAUUGAGGGAACUGGAAAGCCGCCACCAAAAUGGUACAAAGCUACUUCAAUACUCAAGCGAAUAUGGCCCCUAUUUCUUUUUAAGGCGCUGGUUUACGUAUAUCAAGACCAUGGGCUGUCUUUCAUCGGCUCGUUUUAGGCCGACAACCGCCCGCCAAUCAUUGCUAAUCGAUUUCAAACUGGAAGAGCACAGCAAAGAGGAUGGGUUAACUCAAUCCUCGAGGAUAGACCUUUUCUAUUCAAACGGUAUGGAAGUCACAGUGUUGUCCUUUUUGACCCAGGUUACGAAUAUGAUCAUCCGAAAAGAGACCUGCAACAAUGUCCCUGCUGCCUUUAAGGUUUCCCGAGAUGCCACAGAACUGGACUACAAGAUGACAAGUUACCUCGAGGGGAAGUCCUUUUUAGAAUUUUUAAAAGGUGCAGAGGAUUUUAGCGCUUCAAUGGAAUCUUACCACUACACAUACCCAGACGUAGUUAAAGGAACGAACAUCUUAUACUGUCUUACUGGGCAGCUUCAGUUGCGAAGACGGGUUUUGAACUUGACAAGUGACAGCCAUUUGGUAAAAGAUUUGCUGCUAAAAGUUGUAACAGUUAUGGAAAAUGAUAUUAGGCGAGACGCUCCGAUGCCUCCAUGCUUGCUAUUUGUACUCUUCAGCUGCGGAUGUGAAUUGGUCACAGGAACACAAAUCGACAAAAGGCAACUGUUUCUUGACAGCUUGGAUGCUUUUAUUGAUCGCGGGGUUGAAUGCGCAUUCCAGGCUAAGGAUGUGAUGUUGGAAUGCUGGCGCACAUCCUUGCCUUGGUGGGAGGUUUUGAGUGUGAAGGGUUUGGACAUUUGCUUUGGAACGUAA
Messenger RNA from Lachancea dasiensis, 1689 nucleotides. NCBI's taxonomy places the organism in Eukaryota, Fungi, Ascomycota, Saccharomycetes, Saccharomycetales, Saccharomycetaceae. The record is from the annotation of a GenBank genome assembly.